This is a messenger RNA of Dunckerocampus dactyliophorus (ringed pipefish), 2209 nucleotides long. It is a transcript of the gene pif1, whose product is annotated as PIF1 5'-to-3' DNA helicase homolog (S. cerevisiae). Gene Ontology annotation, biological process: DNA repair; telomere maintenance. The record is from RefSeq and is a predicted model, not a curated record. Bases 75 to 1985 code for a protein of 636 amino acids. The transcript has 13 exons. NCBI's taxonomy places the organism in Eukaryota, Metazoa, Chordata, Actinopteri, Syngnathiformes, Syngnathidae. Gene Ontology annotation, molecular function: DNA helicase activity.
GAAAUUGGUGUUUUCGCUAGAUUCGCCAAGAGAAGGGGAGCGAGAGCUGAAACCUUACAGAGAAAGUGGCUGCAAUGUCUGGAUCUGAGGACAGCAGUGUCCAACUGCAGUGUUGUGUAACAACAGAGCACCUAAAUGCGUCUGGACAAGCCACCCGGAGGCAGGUCAUCCGCAAAGCCACUGUUGUUCUGGGACGGAAUGAGUUCCAGGAAAUCAUCCUUCGCAUCCAUGACGGAAAAGUGCCGCAAAAUUAUCCUCUGAAAGACUUCAAACUUUUCACAAAAUUUGCCCGUGAUGGGAAGUGCACUGUCAAACUGCUCCCUGAGAACAUCCAGGUGCUCAUCUCUAACUGCCCUCCUGACCAACUCAGCCUCUUCCUAAGAACUCUGAGCAUCAAACACCAGGCCAGGAUGGGGAGCAAACCUCUGAGCGACCGAGAGAAGUUCAAAGCAGGGUUGCCUCGCAGCUUUGAGGCCAUCAGCCCCCUGCAGCAAAAAGACCUCCAGAAGGUCAAUGAGCUCAGAAGUACAUGUAAUGGUCGUCCCAAAGGCCUUUCAGACUGCACAAAUAGGACCAUAGGAGCAGGAAGUGGACAGCAGGUCAAAAGAUCAAGGAGCGUCUGUAACUUCAGCCCUGUGAAAGCCAACCCCAGCAAGAAGCCCAUCCUGUCACUACCGUCUUGUAAGCUGAACCAAGGACAGGCUGCUGUCCUCAGCGCUGUGUUGAGUGGAAAGAACGUCUUCUUCACAGGCAGCGCAGGUACUGGGAAGUCCUUCUUACUGAAAAGAAUAAUUGGGUCACUCCCUCCAAAGAGCACCUUUGCUACCGCCAGCACAGGAGUGGCUGCAUGUCACAUUGGAGGAACAACACUACACAACUUUGCAGGUAUUGGCUCUGGCUCGGCCCCAUUGGAACAGUGUAUCGAGCUAGCCCAGAGGCCCGGGGUGCUGCAGCACUGGACCAGCUGUCGACACCUCGUCAUUGACGAAAUCUCCAUGGUGGAUGCUACUUUCUUUGACAAGCUGGAGUCUGUGGCCAGGUCAGUGAGGAGGUCCACUGAGCCAUUUGGGGGCAUUCAGUUGAUUAUUUGUGGGGAUUUCCUUCAGCUGCCUCCUGUUUCUAAGGGGAAGGAAAAGGCCAAGUUCUGCUUCCAGGCCAGAUGUUGGCGCAAAGUCAUCCAGGUCAACAUGGAGCUAACAGAGGUGCGGCGACAAACAGAUGGGUCCUUCAUCUCCCUCCUCCAGGCGGUGAGGGUGGGCAGGGCAACAGAAGAGGUCACGACCAAGCUGACAGAAAGUGCCUACCGUCAGGUCGACAGGGGCGGUAUCGUAGCAACCAGACUGUGCACACACAAGGACGAUGUGGAGCUCACCAACGACAAUAAGCUGCAGCAGCUGCCAGGGUCAGCGCGACUGUUUGAGGCUUUAGACAGCGACCCGGCCUUGGCGAGGACGAUAGACGUCUACAGCCCCGUCAGCAGACUGCUUCAUCUCAAAGUGGGAGCACAGGUCAUGCUGACAAAGAACCUGGAUGUCACUCGAGGUCUGGUGAACGGAGCCCGAGGGGUAGUGGUGGCUUUUGAGCCUGGAAAACACGGACUCCCACGCGUGCGCUUCCUGUGUGGCGUCACCGAAGUGUUGAAGCCUGAACGCUGGGUGUUUAAGUCCGGGGGCGGAGCCUACCUGAGCCGACAGCAGCUGCCACUUAAACUGGCCUGGGCUAUUUCCAUCCACAAGAGUCAGGGUAUGACAUUAGACUGUGUGGAAAUCUCUCUGGCUCGUGUUUUUGAGAGCGGCCAAGCAUACGUUGCCUUGUCUCGGGCUCGGAGCUUGGAAGGUCUGAGGGUUAUGGACUUUGACCCGCGUGUGGUCCGGGCUGACCCAGAUGUUCUUCUCUUCUACAAGAAACUGAGGAAGGAAAGGCUGCUCAUGCAGACCGCCAUGGAUGACUAUGUUGACAGUGGCAACAAAGAGAAUCUCUGGUGAGAGUAGUUCUGCACCAUCUGUAUGGUUUCAGUUUUAUUGCACUUGCUACCAUGUAGCCACAUGGGGAAAACUUGAUUAUCAAGGAAAGUCUAUUCAGGGACUCUUGCGGCCCUGAUUGUACACAAUGGAGUCAUACUGCCACCAUGUGUUCAGUAGUCUUUUUUUUUAAUAAAGCUUUUAAAUGUUACAUGCCUUAUUUAUUGUCAUCAUGUUGUAUCAAAUAU